AUGAGCCUUGAUCCCAGUGCCUUUCCGAGGUCGAACUCCCCCGCAAGCUCCGAGAGCUCCUUGACGCGCCCGCGCCUCCAGGGCAAAGAAGGGUCUUUGAAGAAAGACAAGAAUUACCGCCGCUAUGCGUCGAGUGUCGAACGAGCCUUGUCGUUGUUCGACAACGCCCUCCAAGAAUGGGCCGACUACAUCUCCUUCCUCAGUCGCCUGCUGAAGGCACUUCAAACACAUCCGCCCGAUCAGCCAGUCGUCCCUCAUAAGUCGUUAGUUUCGAAACGACUUGCCCAAUGUCUAAACCCGUCAUUACCAUCCGGCGUUCACCAAAAGGCGCUUGAGGUCUAUACUUACAUAUUUGGCUUGAUAAAGCUCGAGGGAUUGUCGCACGAUCUGCCGCUGUACCUGCCUGGCCUUGCACCCACCCUGACCUUCGCCUCUCUUACCGUUCGGCCACUUUUCCUAUCUUUGGUGGAAGGAUACAUCGUUGACUUAGAACCGUGGGCCAUUCGGCCGGCGUUGAAAGCAAUUAUUCUGGCCCUGCUUCCUGGCCUGGAAGAGGAGACAAGUGAUGACUUUGAACCGACGCUACGCAUAAUCAACAAGCUGCGCGAUCUUUCCGGAUACCUCGAGACCCAACGGACAUCCGAAGCAGGCGCUUCUGGGCAAUACUUCUGGCAAUGUCUUUUCCUGGCUUCAAUUACGAACUCCAGCCGACGGCUCGGCGUUCUGGCAUAUUUGAACCGUUACCUUCCGAAGUUAGGUAUUGCAGAUCGUCGACCGAGUGUGGCCGAGACCGGGGAUUUCAGAGAUAUUCCGCCCGAGAUGCUCGCAGCAGCCGACUCUGUGAUCCUGCCCGAGCCCGGCCUGUUGAUCCGCUGCUUUGCAUCGGGCCUUUCUGAUGACCAGCUACUGGUCCAGCGGAAUUUCCUCGAUCUACUAGUGACUCAUCUUCCUUUGAACUCACCGAUUUUGCAAACUCGGCUUGCCGAUGGCGACCUUGAAACAUUGAUCGUCGCUGCUGUGGGUGUGGUUACUCGGCGAGAUAUGAGCUUGAACCGCCGCUUGUGGUCGUGGUUUCUUGGGCCGGAGCCUGCAAGUGACGGACCCUCGAUUGAUGGUCGGAAAUUCUCUUCGGAGACUACCCGUUCAUCCUCUAUUGAUGGCGGGGAACUCUCCCAAUCCAAAUAUUUCAGCCGAGUGGGUUUGCAGCCAUUGGUCAAUGGUCUUCUCAAAAUGAUCAAACAAGCUCCCAGGGCCCCAUCUGAACGGACAAAGCCUUUCCGGAUUUCACUCUCCUUGAUGGAUCGUUGGGAAAUUGGGGGAUAUAUCGUUCCGGCCGUUUUCCUUCCUACCAUGCAUAGCGUUCAGGCAUUUGAGAAAGAAGCGCCCAGAAACCACUUCGAAGAAGUUUUCCGCAGUGCAAGUGCUUUCUUUGAUGGGGUGGAAAGCAGUGUAAUUUUUUCCGAGCUCCUGCAUCUAGUUGACUUCCGCUCGAAGGACGUGGAGCAUGAUCACGAUCAAGUCCUGCGCAGCUUGGAUCUGGCACGAUUCAUUCUUGAAAAUUUUAACGUGCGAGAAGAAGACAUGGUACAUGUCCAUGUCCCUCUACUGACUGUUUCAGUGCUUGUCAAGAUGAGCGAAGUUGCAUCAAUGAACACUCAUGUCGAGAAACAGGCCGUAUCUAACGCAUUGAAUGACGUGCUGCAGUCACUGACUCCAUUGCUCACGGAAAGAGCCUUCUCGAGAAAGACCGGUCAGGAGAAAUCGAACGCCGAUGGCAAGGCCCGGAAUGCCGAAGUCUUGGAUAAGGUGCACCGCUUCUAUGAGAGCAGCAAGAACAGCCUUGAUCUUCCACCUCUUCCGUUUGCUCCGAGGCAAAUCAGCGAGAUGAUCAUCCGGGAAGCCCAUGAUCUUUGUGUCGGAGCCCUGGAAGACGAUGAUGGCAGUUCAUCUCUCAAUGAGAAACUCAAUAUUCUUGUUACGUUAUUGCAGAAACUUCCAAAGUCGCGUAUUCUUCGAGACAGACGACUCUAUGAAGCUAUCUCCCAAAGACUGGCAACGAAAAAUGCCAAAGCGUCCACUGCAGCUUUCUCUGUCAUUUCUACCGUUGCCUCUGCUGUGACGAACCUGUUCUUCAUCCAUGCCCCUGGCUUCUACGUAAGCUACGAGGAUGCAUGCGAUCUCAUCCCCAGCCUCGUUGAGCAACUAUGGCAGUACCUGUCACCAUCAAGUCCGAAGUUCCAUGUGGAGGCCGUGCGCUGUUUAUGGCUGCUUCACUCGAUCUCUUGGAUCGACCAUCUCGUUGAGGCUUCUAUUACUUCUUUGAUGGUCAGUACAUCGGCUGCGGGAGCUUAUAAUCUCUCAUCGGAAGAGAAGGCAGAGAAGUUCUAUGUUCUAUGGAAUCUUAGCCACCACGGCACGUAUGAACAGCCCCCAAAGCAAGUGCUUGAUGUCGGAGGCUCUUUGUUCUCCUAUCAGUGUACCAUGUUUGAACGCCCACUCUUCAUUGUUCUGGAUCUUUUGUCCCAGGAGCGUGGCGAUGUCUCCCAGAGUGUUCAGCAGUGGCUACAAGACUUGCCUACCAUCCACAAGAUCUUCCAUGUUAUUGUUUCAAAACUUGAGGAAAUGUUCGAGCGUGAUACCCCAAGUGAAACGGCCCGAGACAAUCAAUCCAUCUCUCCAGACGAUUACAAAGAGUGCUAUUACUUGCUGCGAACGGCUUCCAAUAUCAUCUCUAUUCUUUCUCAUAACGGCUGGAUCAUUCUUCUGUCUCAUACCCUGGGCCAGACUGAGAAUCGCCCUGAUACGGCCAAGUCUGAAGACAACGCGAACGGAAAAAGUCUUCAUGCAACCUUCUUUCAAGCUUCUCUUAGAAUCAUCAGCGACCAAGCACCCAACCAAACACAAGCCACCGCCGAAGGCGAGAGACUGCAGAAGGAGGCACUUCAUCUCAUGCGGCAACUUCUCCUGGGCCCUGGCGCAGAUGAUCUUGUGGAAUCUGGAAUAGAUGAGUUCCUGGUUGAACGUCUUCUCAUUGUAUCUGAAGGUGGCAGCGUGGCAGUCCAAGGCGCAAUCAUCGAUGCACUACUGGCUGCUCUGAAGGUGCGGUUCGCUCAGGUGUACUUGCCACCGCCGCCUCCUCGGCCCAAACACCAGCGAGCUAGCUCUCGUGAACGCUUAACAAGCCCGUCCAUUUUGUCUUUUACCAGUGAUAAGGCAGAAAGGAAGUCUUCAAUGUCUCAGCUACCUCGCCCGCCUGAGCGGCUUCUCGAUUGUCUUCUCAAGGGAAUCAGUUCAGCCGGAUCUCGAGAAAUCGUCGACAAGUGGAUCGGACUUCUCUGUGAGGUUCUUCCUCUCUACUCGGGCUCGAUUUUCCAGAUUCUACUCAUGCUCGUUGAAUGCUUCUGCAGAGAGAUCAGGGCAUCAUUUGGUAGACUUCAACUCGCAUUCCAGCAAACAGAAGAUUGGCCACAGGAUCGCUCUGAACAUGUCACCAUUGCUCUACUAACUGGCCUCGAAACUUGCAUUGCCAACGCUCACGAACGUCUACUGGUGGAAGAGUCGAAUGUACCCGCGGUAAAGAGUCCGGAUCAGCCUCAAGGCUUCUUCGGGAACAUGGUCUCGGGAGUGUUCCACUCAGAGGGUAGCCAGGGCCGAUUUAACACUGCCAAUGACCGAUUGACCGUUUUGCUCUGUUUCCAGGAUGCUGUUCGUCUUUGUUUCUCUAUUUGGGCCUGGGGUGCUGGGGAUAAGAGUGGCAUCCCUCCUGAUUCAGAAUCAAUGGCGUCAUUCCAGUAUACGUCUUUGCGAAUGCGGAACAGAUCGCGACGGAUUCUGGAACAUUUCUUUACUGCGGAAGCUCUCGAGUGUCUCGAGACGCUAGUUGAGAUGUGGACCAAAUCCGACAUGGAAACUGCCACUCUCAUAUUCAGCCUUCUGCAUACCCUCGAUGGAUCACGUCCAAAGAUCGCCAUUCCGGCGGUUUUCAACGCCAUUUACACGCGUACGAAUCCAAGCGCUCUGGACAAUAAUCGCAAGUCUUCUUUGACGUCCAGCCUUUCCGAGUCUGAGCUUGCCAGCUUCUUGGUCGCUUAUGCACGCUCUCUGGAUGAUGAUGUUCUGGAUGAGAUCUGGACCGAUUGCACAACGUUCCUACGCGACGUACUGAGCAAUCCCUUCCCGCAUCGGCAGAUCCUUCCGCGACUCAUUGAAUUCGCGGCUAUUUUGGGUGCGAAGUUGGAGAACACAACCUUCGGCGAGGAUCGGCGUAUGCGCAAAGAACUCGGAGAGGUGCUCCUCCGGCUGCUCACGGCGGUCUUCACCAGCAAGCCUCUGGGGCUCAACCAAGACAGCGGUCUCCUGGCGAGAUCGUCUGUGGACUACGACCAAACGGCAGUCUCACACACCGGGCCCGACGAUAUGUUGAGCAUUCUCGCGGUCUCCAUGCCAUCAUUUAUCACGACUCUGGGUGAUUCGGACCGCAUCAAUACUGCCAUCAGCGGCAUAUCGACCAACGUGGUCGGCCCUCUCAUUCGCUCCCGUCUGUUCCCCAACAACCUCAAUCGCAAUGUAAUGGUCCUUCUGCAGCAGAUGGCCAAGGUGCCCGCAGCAGCGAAGGUGUGGAAGAAGGAUAUCGCAGACGCACUCAACGACCCGCGUUUCUUCGGUUUGCAAGUCGACCUGAUCAAGAGUACUUGGAUGGAUCUUCUGCGGCAAUGGAUUCUCGCCGACAAGGAGCGCCUGGCGGAGCUGUUGGCUCGACUUCCGCCGCCCAGUACAGCUGGAAUCAUGUUCGGCGUAGGAGCUUCUGCAGCGCGGCUGGAAGCGGAUCGCAAGGCACAGCUCAAUCUUCGCCGCAUUGCGCUGCUUCUUCUGUCAGCUAACGAUGAUUACUUUGUGGGCGAGCUGCCAGGUCUUCUCCAGAAGCUGGAGGACCUCCUAGGUGCUACUAGCUCUUCUUCACCAUCAUCUGCGACGCGUGCGGAGAUCUUCAUGGUUCUGCGUGCGCUCGCGCUAAAGACUUCAUCCUCCGCGAUGGCUCCAUUCUGGCCGUUGAUCAAUAUGGAGCUGCAGGAAGCCCUGUCGGCUGUUCCGCGGGGCUCACAGUCUGAGCUCUAUACCCCCUAUUCCUUGUUGCAGGCAUGCAAGCUGCUCGACACACUACUAGUCAUCGCGCCCGACGACUUCCAACUCCUCGAGUGGCUCUUUGUCACCGAUACCAUUGACGCAGUGUACCCCCCAGACCGAUGGGAACCUAUCGCCCUGGCCGACGAAGUCUCCCAGAGCUUCGGACCACGUGGUGUUCUCUCGCCGACCGUAUCGCACGAACCGGCGGAGAUCGUAGCACGCAGCGGCCUUAAACGGCCGUGGCUUACCUCACACCAAAUCCGGGAAACGGCCAAGGACGAGAUCGUUGAGCGGGUCCUGCGACCGUUCUUUGACCGGCUAAGUAUCUACGUGUUUGAGAGUACGUAUGGUAUGGAGAGCGCGGAUCUAGGCGUGUGCCGAGAUGACCUACUGGCGGACCUGUUCAACGAGAGCACGAUGGCGAACUGA
Messenger RNA from Penicillium cinerascens, 5553 nucleotides. RefSeq names its product dopey family protein. Gene Ontology annotation, cellular component: trans-Golgi network; endosome. Bases 1 to 5553 code for a protein of 1850 amino acids. The transcript is spliced from 7 exons. Gene Ontology annotation, biological process: Golgi to endosome transport. The record is from RefSeq and is a predicted model, not a curated record. Lineage: Eukaryota; Fungi; Ascomycota; Eurotiomycetes; Eurotiales; Aspergillaceae.